Rhinocladiella mackenziei CBS 650.93 is the source of this 1050-nucleotide messenger RNA. RefSeq lists its product as uncharacterized. The transcript is spliced from 4 exons. Bases 1 to 1050 code for a protein of 349 amino acids. The record is from RefSeq and is a predicted model, not a curated record. Lineage: Eukaryota; Fungi; Ascomycota; Eurotiomycetes; Chaetothyriales; Herpotrichiellaceae.
AUGGUCUACACGCUACCUGGUCGUCUCCGCGACAAACUCUGGCCAGAGUCCUUGCCCCCGCCAGGCUCAUUCGAUGGGCAGACGGUCCUUGUUACGGGCGCGACUGCUGGUCUUGGCCUAGCGGCAGCACAGCACUUUACAACACUUGGCGCAACUGUAAUUAUCACAUCGCGCAGCAAAGCGCAAGGCGAGGCCGCCAGGGGGCAAAUUGCGCAGUACACCGGUGCGCCACCCGGCAAGAUCCACGCCCUGCAGCUGGAUAUGAACGAAUACAACUCUUGCGUUGCCCUUGUCAAUGAGCUGAAGCAGAGCGAACCCGGGCGGAGGGGGAUCGAUUACGCAGUGUUGAAUGUUGGUGUGAUUAAUCCCGCCUUCGUGGAGAGUACUGAAGGAUGGGAGCAAACCAUCCAGGUAAACACGUUGAGCACGACUUUGCUUGGCCUGCUGCUUCUCGAUUGGAUGAAGGAAAUGACGUAUAAUGGGCAACGACCGCCGCAUCUUGUCUUCGUCGCUUCGCGGGACCACCUCGAUCCGGAUAUCUCGCGGUGGGCUGAGUAUGGGGCGAAGGAGGGCGUUCUUCGACAUUUCAGUAGCAGGGAUAACUGGCCAGUGGGGAAGCUGGAUCCGAACUACGCUAACAGCAAGCUGAUGCUGAUGUACGCGGUCGAGGAAUUGUGUAAGCAAGCGGUGGCAACUGAUGGACGAGUGCUCGUCAUCAUAAACACUGUCUGCCCGGGCCUCGUGGCCACAGAUAUUGCUCGCUCCAUCGUCAAGUCUUCGCCACUCAUGAAGAUCGUAGUGCCUAUCUACCUGGGAUUUCUGGGAAAGUCUGCAGACUAUGGGGCUCGAUUUUAUGUCACUGCAGCGUGCGCGUCGCAGGAACAACACGGAAAGAAUAUACAGUCGCUUUUUACUGAGGAGGAAUACCGUGGGUUAGCGGCGCCGAACUUGAAUAGUGAGAAUGCGCAAAUUGUAAAGAAGGUGGUCGUCAAGGAGAUCAUGGACGAGCUGAGAGCGAAGGUUCCCUCGUUACAUGAGUUGAUCCCUUAA